Messenger RNA from Daldinia loculata, 2324 nucleotides. Its product is annotated as transmembrane amino acid transporter protein-domain-containing protein. Gene Ontology annotation, biological process: amino acid transmembrane transport. Gene Ontology annotation, molecular function: amino acid transmembrane transporter activity. NCBI's taxonomy places the organism in Eukaryota, Fungi, Ascomycota, Sordariomycetes, Xylariales, Hypoxylaceae. The transcript is spliced from 2 exons. Bases 295 to 2043 code for a protein of 582 amino acids. The record is from RefSeq and is a predicted model, not a curated record.
AUUAGUUGUAGCGGGCCUUAGUGGUGAAGUCCGGUACAAACCGGCGCUGUAAAAAGACGCCUGGAUUUUAAGUUUCACCGUCUUCUAUGUAUGAGUUCAUGAACUCAUAGCAUGAACUCAUAGAAGUGGAAGCUUCUAUUCUUUAGAACCGCCACUUCUCAUUCUUUCGCUUUGUGUAGCGACUUCACCUCCAUCGUUUCACCAUAAACUUCCAAUCCAAGAUGCAUAUUACCGAGAUCUAUAUCAAGAUUUAGAACUUACUUGUGUAGUUUUUUUUUUCCUUAGUAGUCCACAAUGGCCCACGUUCCGAUAUCAGAUCAGUCCAAGCACGACGCUCAAGUCGUCUCGGAACACCUCCCGCCUGGAUAUUCGGCCGAAUUUGUUGGAGUAACCGGGAGUUCUGCUGGUGCAUCGUCCUCGAGCCCGGACCCGACAGAUCAAGAAUUAGGCGAAUCCUCGCUAAAGCUCCAGGGAGGUGACAUACACCGAGACCUCUUCAAGACCGCUGCUCGGGCCAAGAUGCAUGAGCGGGUGCAUAAGCGGGCUGCAACUUUCCACUACCCCCAAGAUAUUAUAGAGGAAACCGGGCCCGACGGUUUGACCGUAAGCGACCAAUUAGCUCCGGGAGGCUUCCGCAGAGCUUUCAUACGGCAAACGAAGCAGCGCGAUAUGUGGGCUGCUAGGGUCCCUGUCACUAGGAAUUUCGUUGAAUUUUUGGAGCUGUACGGGAGCUUUGCUGGAGAAGAUCUUGAGGAUUCGGACGAUGAGGCAAUACUCUCCGAGGAAGAAAGAGAAGAAGAGGAAGAGCCAAGCGAGACGAGACCGCUUCUUGGGCGGCGGAGGGCUUCGCGUGCACAGCGCUCCGCUACCGCCAGCACCAAACAGACCUUCUUUACCCUAUUAAAGGCUUUCAUUGGGACCGGAAUCAUGUUUCUUCCCAAGGCCUUCAACAAUGGUGGCAUACUAUUCUCCUCUUUGACCAUGCUGGCUGUCUCCACCGUCACCAUGUUGGCGUUCCACUUACUUCUCGCCUGUAAGGCAAAGUACGACGGUGGUUAUGGAGAGAUUGGCCAUGCAGUAGCAGGAAAGUUCAUGCGCGGAUUGAUAUUAUUCUCUAUCACUAUGUCGCAGCUGGGGUUCGUCUGUGCUGGCAUGGUGUUUGUAGCCGAGAACAUGUCCUCUUUUCUGAAGGCCGUUCUGCACGGCGACAGUCCGUUAUCCCCCACGUCUUUAAUUCUCAUACAGCUCAUCCUUCUCAUACCCCUGGCGUUUAUACGGAACAUAGCGAAACUCGGUCCUGUUGCACUUCUUGCAGAUGCUUGCAUCUUGCUUGGUGUAACUUACAUCUAUUACUACGACAUUGCACACCUUGCAUCCAAUGGCAUUCAUGAAAGUGUCGUCCUCUUCAACCCGGCGAAGUACACCUUAACUAUCGGGGCAGCUAUUUUCACAUUUGAAGGCAUCGGCCUCAUUCUUCCAAUCCAGUCAUCUAUGACCAAACCAGAGCGUUUCGAGUGGCUUCUUGGUACGGUUAUGUUCAUCGUCACAGUUCUCUUCACUGCUGUUGGCGCUCUCUGCUAUGCUACCUUCGGCGAAAACACCGAAAUUGAAAUCAUCAAUAAUUAUCCCCAAGACAGCAAGUUUGUCAAUGCGGUACAAUUCCUCUACUCGCUCGCGGUCCUUGCUGGAACUCCCGUCCAGCUAUUCCCCGCCAUCCGUAUCAUCGAAGGUAGAAUUUUUGGCUCUCACUCGGGUAGGAAGAGCGUCCGCACGAAGUGGAUCAAGAAUGCGUUCAGGAUGUUAAUGGUUCUUGGGUGCGGAGCGUUUUCGAUAGUGGGUGCUUCUAACCUUGACAGGUUCGUCGCGUUGAUCGGGUCCGUUGCUUGUGUCCCGUUGGUCUACAUUUAUCCAGCAUAUCUACAUUAUAAAGGCGUUGCAACAUCGUGGGAAGCUAAGGUUGGAGAUAUCAUAUUUGUGGUAGUUGGAGUUGUUGCUAUGCUCUACACAACCGUCAUCACCGUCGUCAACAGCUUCAUGAGCUGAGCGUCUGUUUAUCGAUCUACUGUUGGAUAUACACGGCCGGAAGCGAAUAUGAAAAUGAAACUUGGACAUUUAUGCAUAAGUCACAAUUGGAGUUAUUAACCUUUCUAAGUAGCGAUCAUACCUUGCAUUGAAAUCAUAGAUAGGUAUUCUUAUCAAAAAUUCACUAAAGGACAUUCGACAUCGAGUACGCGAAAACGUGACGACUAGCUCUCAGCGUUACGUUCUAAUACAGAAAUAGGGAUUUGUAUUUGAUCAACUUAGCAGCCUGUGACUAUCUUACA